Messenger RNA from Pan troglodytes (chimpanzee), 2283 nucleotides. RefSeq names its product NADH:ubiquinone oxidoreductase core subunit S2 (gene NDUFS2). The record is from RefSeq and is a predicted model, not a curated record. The transcript is spliced from 13 exons. Gene Ontology annotation, cellular component: respiratory chain complex I. Gene Ontology annotation, molecular function: NAD binding; quinone binding; oxidoreductase activity, acting on NAD(P)H. Gene Ontology annotation, biological process: mitochondrial electron transport, NADH to ubiquinone. The coding region runs from base 923 to 2077 and encodes 384 amino acids. Lineage: Eukaryota; Metazoa; Chordata; Mammalia; Primates; Hominidae.
GUUAGGGAAAAGAGGCUGACGCAAGACGGAAGUGGGGUGUGAGGCAUCUCUAAGGGCGCUUCCUGGGUCUGUGAUUCUGUAGGUUCGGGAAGCCCGGAGGAUGUCAGGGUCACCCACAGUGGACCUCCACUCCCCCAUCUGGGAUGAGGUGGCUCCUACACACCCCGACACUCCCCUCCGCACCACCAAUGCCGGCGGCCUUGGCAUCCUAUUCUUUUUUGUUUUGGUUUGGCGGGAGCUCUCAGACCCGCCCAGCCCCACUUAGGCUUCUUUCUCCAAUCUCAAUUUAUGACAUCUGGAAAUUAGCUGGCUUUCCCAACUCCUGUCUUUUGGAUUCAGUGAUGGGAAAGUAAUUGGCAAAGCCUGGGGCUACCCUAUAAGGGCAGGGCUCAGAUACAAUCCGAGAGCAGGACUAAAGCAUGAGGGCGGCCAAGGCGGAAGGGAGUAGGGAAGGAAGCGCCGCGCGUUUCCAAGAUACGCAGGCGGGCUCGGCGAGAGAACACGAAGUAUCUGCCCCACGCAGGAACGGCAAUUUUCCCUUGCUCGCUCCUAGAAAAGCCAGCCAGGAGCUGUGGGAGGAACCGCCCUCAGUAAAGAUGACCGCAGUCACUGUUAUCUAAACGCAAGUGAAGCCGAGUCACAGGACCCGGAUGUUGUCAGUUCGACGGUAAACGACCCUGCCAGCUUCCAAGAGGGCGGCUUCACUGUGCGAAUAGGUGAGAAGCCAAGAAGGAGGCGCGCUGGAGUUACUUCCGCCCGGUUCUCCUUCCCGCAGUCUGCAGCCGGAGUAAGAUGGCGGCGCUGAGGGCUUUGUGCGGCUUUCGGGGCGUCGCGGCCCAGGUGCUGCGGCCUGGGGCUGGAGUCCGAUUGCCGAUUCAGCCCAGCAGAUGUGGACCCUCCAAAGGACACAAUUGUGAAGAACAUGACCCUGAACUUUGGGCCCCAACACCCAGCAGCGCAUGGUGUCCUGCGACUAGUGAUGGAAUUGAGUGGGGAGAUGGUGCGGAAGUGUGAUCCUCACAUCGGGCUCCUGCACCGAGGCACUGAGAAGCUCAUUGAAUACAAGACCUAUCUUCAGGCCCUUCCAUACUUUGACCGGCUAGACUAUGUGUCCAUGAUGUGUAACGAACAGGCCUAUUCUCUAGCUGUGGAGAAGUUGCUAAACAUCCGGCCUCCUCCUCGGGCACAGUGGAUCCGAGUGCUGUUUGGAGAAAUCACACGUUUAUUGAACCACAUCAUGGCUGUGACCACACAUGCCCUGGACCUUGGGGCCAUGACCCCUUUCUUCUGGCUGUUUGAAGAAAGGGAGAAGAUGUUUGAGUUCUACGAGCGAGUGUCUGGAGCCCGAAUGCAUGCUGCUUAUAUCCGGCCAGGAGGAGUGCACCAGGACCUACCCCUUGGGCUUAUGGAUGACAUUUAUCAGUUUUCUAAGAACUUCUCUCUUCGACUUGAUGAGUUGGAGGAGUUGCUGACCAACAAUAGGAUCUGGCGAAAUCGGACAAUUGACAUUGGGGUUGUAACAGCAGAAGAAGCACUUAACUAUGGUUUUAGUGGAGUGAUGCUUCGGGGCUCAGGCAUCCAGUGGGACCUGCGGAAGACCCAGCCCUAUGAUGUUUACGACCAGGUUGAGUUUGAUGUUCCUGUUGGUUCUCGAGGGGAUUGCUAUGAUAGGUACCUGUGCCGGGUGGAGGAGAUGCGCCAGUCCCUGAGAAUUAUCGCACAGUGUCUAAACAAGAUGCCUCCUGGGGAGAUCAAGGUUGAUGAUGCCAAAGUGUCUCCACCUAAGCGAGCAGAGAUGAAGACUUCCAUGGAGUCACUGAUUCAUCACUUUAAGUUGUAUACUGAGGGCUACCAAGUUCCUCCAGGAGCCACAUAUACUGCCAUUGAGGCUCCCAAGGGAGAGUUUGGGGUGUACCUGGUGUCUGAUGGCAGCAGCCGCCCUUAUCGAUGCAAGAUCAAGGCUCCUGGUUUUGCCCAUCUGGCUGGUUUGGACAAGAUGUCUAAGGGACACAUGUUGGCAGAUGUCGUUGCCAUCAUAGGUACCCAAGAUAUUGUAUUUGGAGAAGUAGAUCGGUGAGCAGGGGAGCAGCGUUUGAUCCCCCCUGCCUAUCAGCUUCUUCUGUGGAGCCUGUCCCUCACUGGAAAUUGGCCUCUGUGUGUGUGUGUGUGUGUGUGUGUGUGUGUGUGUAUGUUCAUGUACACUUGGCUGUCAGGCUUUCUGUGCAUGUACUAAAAAAGGAGAAAUUAUAAUAAAUUAGCCGUCUUGCGGCCCCUAGGCCUAAA